GCCUGACGUCUGAAAAGCUGCCUCUUCUCACCCCAUCCGGCGUCUGGAGGCGUCCAGGACAAGGAUCGAGGAGAAUUAGCGAGGCUGGAGUCAGACGUGAGACUUCUUCAAGACGGAAGAGCUAAGCAAAGCGAAAGGAGCUUUUGUUGAAAGAGAUGGUGAUGUUCCUGAGCCCCCUGUUUUUCGUCUUCAUGCUGGGUCUGGGUCUGACCCCACUGACCCUGGCUCAGGAAGACUACAGAUACAGACACUUCCUGUCCCAGCACUAUGAUCCCCAACCAAAGGGCCGGGAUGACAGAUACUGUGAAAGCAUGAUGAGGAGGCGAGACCUGACCAAUCCCUGCAAAGAGGUCAACACCUUUAUUCAUGGCAGCAAGAAUGACAUCAAGGGCAUCUGUGAUGAUACGAAUGGAAAACCUGGCAAAGGCAAUCUCAGAAUAAGCAAGUCUUCCUUCCAGAUCACCACUUGCAAGCAUAAAGGAGGGUCCCCCCGGCCUCCAUGCAGGUACAGAGCCACAAAAGGGUACAGAGUCAUUGCUAUUGGCUGUGAAAAUGACUGGCCCACCCACUUGCAGGAGUCCUUUAUCACUCCAGCACAGUAGCCUAGAGCUGGCUCUGCUCUUUUUUCCUUGCAUUUCCCCCUCUUACUGUAGCAACAUUCAUUGCUAGGAAUCCAGAAAAUGAGCUGCUGAUCUUUUUGUUUUCUGUUUUACAAUAUGCUUAAUAAAUAAAAACGUCUCUGAAAUCAGUAAAAAUCAAA
Lagenorhynchus albirostris (white-beaked dolphin) is the source of this 760-nucleotide messenger RNA. It is a transcript of the gene ANG, whose product is annotated as angiogenin. Gene Ontology annotation, molecular function: RNA nuclease activity; nucleic acid binding. NCBI's taxonomy places the organism in Eukaryota, Metazoa, Chordata, Mammalia, Artiodactyla, Delphinidae. Bases 156 to 602 code for a protein of 148 amino acids. Gene Ontology annotation, biological process: antimicrobial humoral immune response mediated by antimicrobial peptide; angiogenesis; innate immune response. The record is from RefSeq and is a predicted model, not a curated record. The transcript has 2 exons.